Messenger RNA from Penicillium malachiteum, 180 nucleotides. RefSeq lists its product as uncharacterized. NCBI's taxonomy places the organism in Eukaryota, Fungi, Ascomycota, Eurotiomycetes, Eurotiales, Aspergillaceae. Bases 1 to 180 code for a protein of 59 amino acids. The record is from RefSeq and is a predicted model, not a curated record. The transcript has a single exon.
AUGUGUACCGAAUAUCUCAUUACUACAAUUGUUGCCGGAGUGACAAAGGAGGAGACAGAGUUCGACUACUGCCCCCAAAAGCCUGCUUCUGGGAUCAUCAAAGACUGUCCAAACUACAAACUUGUUGUCUCUGGUUCUAGUCGGCAGAAGAAGACCCUCCCAGAUUGGGCAAAAAAAUGA